Molecule: messenger RNA, 11111 nt
Organism: Cheilinus undulatus (humphead wrasse)
Lineage: Eukaryota; Metazoa; Chordata; Actinopteri; Labriformes; Labridae
Gene: celf2
Product: cugbp, Elav-like family member 2
Exons: 15
Coding region: 73-1647 (524 amino acids)
Biological process (GO): regulation of alternative mRNA splicing, via spliceosome; mRNA splice site recognition
Cellular component (GO): cytoplasm; ribonucleoprotein complex; nucleus
Molecular function (GO): mRNA 3'-UTR binding
Source: RefSeq, a predicted model, not a curated record
GCCUUUUGCGCCGCUUUUUCUUUCGAUCUUUCUUUCCCUCCCUCUCCCGGUGCUGCCUCAGCCUCUCCAACCAUGGUUUCUAUAAUUUCAGACCUGGACCCUCUGAAAAGCUGGAACGUGUUAAGGCAGGACGCCGGUGACCUCUCCGGGCCGAUACAAAGCAACGGCACAGCCGGGAAGAUGAACGGGGCGCUGGAGCAUUCGGACCAGCCAGACCCGGACGCCAUCAAGAUGUUUGUGGGUCAGAUCCCGCGCUCCUGGUCGGAGAAGGAGCUGAAGGAGCUGUUUGAGCCGUACGGAGCCGUCUACCAGAUCAACAUACUCCGAGACCGCAGCCAGAACCCUCCACAGAGCAAAGGCUGCUGUUUUGUCACGUUUUACACAAGGAAAGCUGCCCUUGAAGCCCAGAAUGCACUGCAUAACAUAAAGACCUUAACAGGGAUGCACCACCCUAUUCAGAUGAAACCUGCAGACAGUGAGAAAUCUAACGCAGUGGAAGACAGGAAGUUGUUUAUCGGGAUGGUGUCAAAGAAGUGCAAUGAGAACGACAUCCGGGUCAUGUUCUCUGCGUUCGGACAGAUCGAGGAGUGCCGGAUCCUUAGAGGGCCCGACGGACUCAGCAGAGGAUGUGCGUUUGUCACGUUUUCCACCAGAGCUAUGGCACAGAAUGCAAUCAAAGCCAUGCACCAGUCUCAGACUAUGGAGGGCUGCUCGUCUCCCAUCGUGGUGAAGUUCGCCGACACACAGAAGGACAAGGAGCAGCGGCGUCUGCAGCAGCAGCUGGCGCAGCAGAUGCAGCAGCUCAACAGCGCCACCACCUGGGGGAGCCUGACGGGCCUGGGGGGCCUCACCCCGCAGUAUCUGGCUUUGCUUCAGCAGGCAGCCUCCUCCGGUAACCUCGGAGCCUUCAGCGGGAUCCAGCAGAUGGCCGGUAUGAGUGCUCUGCAGUUGCAGAACCUGGCCACUUUAGCGGCGGCGGCAGCAGCGGCCCAAAACUCAGCCAGUCCCUCCACCGCAAACCCCCUGUCCUCCAACGCCGCCUCCCUGGGAGCGUUGGCCAGCCCAGCAGCGGGCACCACAGCCAGCUCCAACGCCGGCGCCAUGAACUCUCUGACCUCUCUGGGCACCUUGCAGGGCCUGGCAGGCGCUACUGUGGGCCUGAACAACAUUAAUGCACUAGCAGGUAGCAUCAACAGUAUGGCGGCUCUAAACGGAGGCCUGGGCGGCGCAGGGCUUACCAACGGGACGGCGGGCACCAUGGACGCGCUGACGCAGGCUUACUCAGGGAUCCAGCAGUACGCCGCCGCAGCGCUGCCCACCCUCUACAGCCAGUCCCUGCUGCAGCAGCAAGGGGCCGCAGGCAGCCAGAAAGAGGGUCCUGAAGGCGCCAACCUCUUCAUCUACCACCUGCCCCAGGAGUUUGGAGACCAGGACAUUCUGCAGAUGUUCAUGCCUUUUGGAAACGUGGUCUCUGCCAAAGUCUUCAUCGACAAACAGACAAACCUUAGCAAGUGCUUCGGCUUCGUCAGCUACGACAAUCCCGUGUCGGCACAGGCAGCCAUCCAGGCCAUGAACGGCUUCCAGAUCGGCAUGAAGCGGCUGAAGGUGCAGCUGAAGCGCUCCAAGAACGACAGCAAACCGUACUGAUCUUAGCACUAGGGUCUAUCUGCUCCCCCUGUUAGCACUGCUAGGAACAACCUCAUCUCCAUGCCUGUUAGCUCAUCGUUUGCCUAGCAUGUCUCCGUGGCGUCUCAAAAAAACACACAAAAACUUUUAAAAAACCCCAAGUGUCAUCGUCCUCCCCGUCAUUGUUUUUUCUGAUGUCUUUUCCGAGCUCACCUGAUCAUAACGUGGCCCUCCUCCUCCUCCUUCUCCGCUGCCUACUGACUUUUUGACAUUUUUUUGGAUUUUUUUUGUUUUUGCUUUUUUUAUUUUUUAAGUUGUUUCUUUUUUUGCAUGUGACCUCAUUUGGAUCUGGGAGGGUUUUCAGGGAGGCGAUAUACAAAUGGGGGUGGGUUUGGGUGAGAGAAAAUGAAUCAAUGUGAAAAAGAUAUAAAGCUGCAUUCAUAUAAAGAAAAAAGACUGAGAUUUUUAUGGAAACAUGUUCCUUUUUUGAAGAAAAAAACAACAACCUGUGGCAAAGUGAUUUCCAUUCAGUAUGUUUUCUUGCAUUUUUUCCUUCUUCUUUCUGUUUUCUUUUCUUCUUCAUUUAAAGUAAACUUGAAAGUUCACCACAGGAAUUGGCGCGACAUCUUGCUUCUGGCGCCGACGACGACAAAAACAAACAAAAAAAAGGCGCCCGGUCCAGAAGCAGUCCGCGCCAGUUUCUCUGCGAAAUAAGACUACUUCCAAACAGUUUUGAGUCAAAAACUGUCUGAUCAAUAUUAGACUCUCUCUCAGAGCUCUCCAAUGGUUUUUACAUUUUUCAGGCAGUGUAAAGUUUUUUGAUAAGGCCAUUUUAAGUGGCUCUGUUUCUCAUUCAAAGUCUAUAUAUAGAACCACUUUUUUCUAGAGUAGUUUAAAGGUAAAAAUAAAAAAAGACAUUUGCCCAGUUUGGGUGGGAGAAAUGCUACCUACUUGUGUCACCUUUUGCUGAACUGACUCACAGAUAGACAAUCCGUGGUUUAAAUGCACAUGAUGAAAUGACCUAUAUUUUCUACUGUUUAAAUGUAUAGAGGAAAAAAAAAACGAUUACUUGUAACCUGCGUUAACGUCGGUGCUUCUCGUGAGUUUAGUUGUGGUUUCAUCACAAGUCUAACGGUCUUAAAUGUUCUCAUGUUUUUCAAGAGAAGACUAAAAAAUCGGUUUACUUGAACAAUAGACAAAGCCUUUCAUAUUACUAUAACCGAGUGCUGCAGUAAUGAGUCCUAAAACCCGGGUAAAGUUAGUAUUUAGCAUUUCCUGUUCCGUCGACUUAAAGCCUACGGGGUUUUUGGACAGGUUUUCAUUUGGAUGCCUGAACUAAGAUCUAUGGUGAACACAAGAUUGUUUAAUUUUGGGAGGUUUUGCCUUUUAUUUUGAAGGGACAUCUGAAGAGAGACAGGAAAUACAGGGAAAAACAUUCACUGAACAUAUGCCAGGAACCGGAUUCCCCCAUCUGCUACGGCAACUGAGCUUUACCGGCUCCCAGAUCGAGAAAUUUAACCUUCUUUUCUACAACAUACAAUUGACAUCUAAGACACCCCACUUGCAGCUCACUUUUAAAAUUAUUUUGUCCAGUCUUUUCUGCAGGACUGUGGAAAGAAUCCGAGUGAAGCUACAUGCAACAGAACCACAAGUCUACUAGUUCCCAACAAGAGGCUAACUCGGACUAUAAGGGUUGUUGGGUUGCUUGCCAUCAUGCCAAAAAUACAAGCUUAUCUAGCAGAAAAACAACAAACAUGUUGCACCUGGCUUUCAAUAGGAUGUGGUUUAUGGUGUGCAACACUGUUUAAAACGGCACCAUGCAUUCAGUGCUGUGACAUGACUUUGGCAUGUCCAAUAGGUGAAAAGAUCUAUAUUUGCAAAAGAGAGAGGGUAAAGUCUUAAUAUAUAGAAUGAAGACUGCAUUGGCUUGAGUUCAACUCUUCCCAGAAUGCUGUCAAAAUACUUCCUACUCAACCAUAAUCAGACCUUGAAGCAGUCGUUGCUUGGUCUUGCCCUGGUGCCAGAGCUCGCCAAAAAUAUCUACUUUUACCUGCUGUGCAAAUUGCACCAAUAAAGGAUGGGACUUGUAAUAAUGUGCACCCUCCUUUGUUCUGUUUGCAGCACAAACUGGAUCUUACCUGAACUCCCCUUGGAAUAAAGGUUUUCUAGACAAGGUUAGAGCAAGGUAAUACAAGUUGGAAGCUUGGUGGUGUUGAAGUUUGUUGACUGUGGUGUGGUUCUCAUCAGCUCUUCACUUUCAGUGAAUGUGUUCCCGUGUAGAAUUACCAAAGUGUUGCUCAUUUCUAAAGAUUAUCUUAAUGGGCAAAACGUGCAAGUUCCAACCUUUGCUGCUAUCCUCAUCCUUAGUAGAGGGAAUGCCAAAGCUUUCCAAAUUAAGCGUACAAAUAUCUACUUUUACUGUCACUCACCCUAGAAACUUCCCGGCUAUUGUUUUGUUGCCUUGCACACUGUGCCAGUGAAGGAUUGGGCAUGCACUUGUGUGUGCUACUUCACUGCUCUUUGCAUGGUUCAACCUGCAUCCUAUCUCAAAGCCCCCGCAGGAGAACAUUAACCUAGGAGAGGCAAGCUUGAGGAAAUGAGAGCUGGAAGCUUAGUGGUGAAGCUUGAGGCAUCCAUUGUUUUUACAUCUAAAGAAGUGGAAGUAUUUCUCAUUUGUUUAGAUUAUAUUGAUGGACUAAUGUGCAAGUGUCAAACUUCUUUGCUGCUCCCCUUGUUCUCCUAAGGCUUUCCAAAAUAUAUGACAAAAAAAGUCUACUUUACUGCCACUAUUACGAACAAGCUAGCCAAUGACGUUCAGCUUGUACUUGGAUAUGCACCACUCCUGCUCUUUGCAUGGUGCAAACUGCAUCCCAUCUGAAAGCUUUUUACAAAGAAAGUGCUUUCUAGAAGAGGCCAGGCUGAGGAAGUGAACGUUGGAAGGCUUGUGGUGAAGUUGAAGUUCGUCGAAAAUAGCUGUUUGUACUUAUAAUUAUGACCAGAUUUGUGAAGAUUAUCUUGAUGGACAAAACAUGCGAGUGUCCACUGUCUUUGCUGAAGAAUUGCCAAGGUUUUCCAACAUAAUACAACAAAAAAUAUCCAUGGUAACUACAAACAGCCCAAGCUACUUCCUGACUAUUGUUCCAUUUCAAACCAAUGCCAAUUAGAGAUAGGACUUUCACUUGUGUGCACCCUACUUCUUUGCUCUUUGCACGGUGCAAACCACAUCCUACCUGAAAGCCCCUUACAUAAGAGUCUUUCCUAGAGAUUAGGCAACAAAGGUAGAAGCGUCUUUCGUUGAUUGCGUCCAAGUGAUGAAAGUAUGACUUACUUGCAAAGAUUAUAUUGUCUUUGCUGAAGAAAUGCUAAAGCUCUCCAAAAUAAUACAACCCAAAAUAUUUAUUGUGACUGCAACUCUCCCAAGCUAUUUCCCUGCUUUUGUUUUGGUUGCUUUGCAAAUUGUACCAUUGAAAGACUGGACUUGCACUUGUGUGCACACUGCCCUUUGCAUGGUGCAAACCACAUCCUGCCUUGCAAAGAAAGUAAAAAGGCUGAAGUCAUUCGAGAGUCGUGAAGUUCAUUUAUAGACUUGAAUAAGCUUUUUUUUUGGGGGGGGGGGUUGCAUUUAUGCUUCGAAAUAGUGAAAGUAUUGUUAAUUUGCAGAGAUUAUCUUGAAAGUCUGAAAGUGUGCAAGUGUCAAGCUUCUUUCCUGAAGGUAUGCAAAGGCUUUCCAAAAUAAUACAACAAAAAAUAAUACUAAGCUACUUCCAGGCUUGUGUUUUUGGUUGCCUUGCAAAUUGCACCAUUGAAGGACUGGACUUGCACUUGCAUGCAUACUGCCCUUUGCAUGGUGCAGACCACAUCCUGUCUGAAAGCACCUCUCAAAUUCUGAUUAUCUUAACAAGGAAAAUGCAAACAUGUCGAACUUUACACCACAGCGCUUAUUUUCAGGAAUAAUCCAAAAACACAUAGGAAAACCCCUGUGAGCUUUUUGCCGUCAGAACCAGCGCUAUGCUAACGUCCGGGUUGGCCUACAAAAAUCCGUCAUCUCUGCAGCACUCCAUAGUUAAUUUGUUGUUUUAUUUGAUUUAUUUUCUUCUUUUUUUAAGGAGUCCCUAUUUGCUAAAUUUGUUGUUGUUUAAUUAGCUAUAUAAAAUUCCUAAAAAUAUAUAUAAAUAUAAAUAUAUCUAUAUAUAUAUAAUGUCAGCUUGUGAAGCAUCAAUGUCAUUAUUAUUUUAUUUCUCUCGUGGGAAACAAUAUUUAGAUGUGUUUUGUUGUUCAGCAAAAUGUCUUAUAACGAAAAAAAGACAAGAUCAGUGGAGUUUAGUGCCAAAUUCUGAAGGUACUUCCUGCCUAGCGCGUCAGUGUAUUUCUUGUGAAAUUAUUUGAUAACAUGGGUAUUUUAUUAUAAGUGUUUUGUAUGGAUCCCUCAUAUUUAAAGUAUAGAUUUAAAAAAGAGUUUGUUAACUUGCUAUUCUGUGGUCUUGUUGCCUGAAAAAUGUCAUGUUUGCUUUUUUUCUUUGUAAAGAUGUAAAAAUAAGAAAACGAAAAAAAAGUGCCCAUGUGUCAUAUAUAAAUAUCUAUAUACACGCACACACGGACACAGACAGUCACAUAUUCUCGUGCAGACCUCACAGUUUUUACUUUCUUGUUGUGCAUGAGAGCCCCUGAGCGUGAAAAGCCUCUGCAGCAAACCGCCACCUACCUACCGGCCCGCCACCGCCCAGCGUGCACACACACACUUUAAAAGCAGAUAUUUUUAGCCAUUGUACAGCCGUUUUACUCAUCAAAGCCUUACCACAAAUCUUUGCACUCCUCACACAAACACAGACAUCAGGCUUCAGCGUCUAUUGUUCUGAUUGUUUUCCUCGUACGCCGUCGCGCUCCUCAGCUAGGUAAAAAUUGAGGUGAUAGUCAUACGCGAAGCCUUAUUUCUCCAAAAUCCUCUUAUCCCUUUUUGUUGAGUCGUAGCCGGCGCCGUUUGUCUCAGACAGGCGAGAGGAUCAUUACUUUUUGUGUAUCACCUCAGACGAGCGUGCUUUUCUUUCAUGAUGUAAGCACAGGGCAAGACUCGCUCGUUCAUUCGAGGGGAAUUUUAAAAAAGCACAGAAAAGAAGAGGCGGGACGGUCCCGAAGCAAGUUUUAUCCUUUGAUUUUUCCCUGUGGUUGUAAGACUUCUCCAUGUGUGAGUCUUAUAUGUGGGCCAAAAUCAUGUUUAGAUGCCAAAGUGUGUUGAUGACAUUCUCAUAGUCGAGCCGUUUACAUGGCACAGUGUUGUCAAGUCUAUUCAACUGCCCCCUAAACCCCCUCCCUGAAAGCCUAGUUUACGCUCUGCAAAAAAAUAAAAAUAUAAAUAAAAAGGCAGCAUUAUUUUCUACAGAAGCUCACCAGUCGCCUUAAACAGGGAGCGUUGUACCAGUAUUAUCAGAGACGAUGUUGUCAGUGAACGAUGUGCCACGUCCAGGUUCACUUCAGUGUACAGUUAAACCUCCCAUCUGUCCAAGUCUGGGUUUCGCCAUUUUGUCCGGAGCAGAGAGAAUCUGAAAUGGCCGUUUUUUUUUAUCCUCGCAGCGUGGAAGGAAGGAAGAAGGAGAGAAAACGAGGCUCCUCUGUCUGCUUGUUGUCUCCCAGGCUAACCCGGGUUAUUAGAAACAGGGCUAUGUGGAGAGACGUCUUAUUGGAAUAGCGGCUGGGGAAAUAAAGCACUCGUUGGCUGCAGAGGAAAGGGUCACGUCCGCAGCUCCACACAGGCAAAACAACAGCCGCAGCCGAGAUGAAGGCAAUACAGCUUUCAUUAAAGACCAAACCAAUACCAAACUUUACAAACAGAUCUCAUGGAGGGAGGCGAGCAGACUUUUCUUUUUAAUAAAAUGCAGUAUAAAUACGAGCAGUGCCACAAACAGCCAUAACUACCUGUACGAAAGCUGGACGACCAGAGGCCCAGUCCUAAUCGGUGUUCAUGGACCAGUUUUCAGACCAGCGUGCGUGUUCUGUUGAAAUCUCUGAGACUACGAUUGCACAUUUAACAUCGUCACCUCUCCCGCACAAUUUCAUAGUCCAUGUGGAAGUUUCGUAAAAGUGUGCUGUUUGAGUCGAGGCCGAGCAGACUGUUUUUACGGCGGGAUCGCCAAACGCAGCACCGUGGUCGGUGGCGAUAUUCACCACAGUACGACUCUGAAGGUCGUCUAGCUUCUUUUUGUUGAAGUAGUCAUAGGGUAAGGAGGAAGCAUCCACCUGUGGUGGUGGAGGCUGAUACACGAUAAGUGCGCUGGUUUGGCUUUAUAUUAGCAUUCUGAACAUGUAUACCUUACUGUUGUAGUCACAUAAUUACAAUAUGAGCAGUAGUUAUGCCGCCAUCAAAGUAAGGUUAGGACCAACCAGGGUUUGUUUUUAAAUGACAUUUGGUUUAGUUUUCAAUAAGUACCUACUGAACUGUGCAGAACUUUUAGACAUGUUUGAGCCAAAAAUUCAGACUGGAAAAAGAGGGAAACGGGCAGGUUAGCCACCUGAGGGUACCACUGAGCAGGAAGUGGGAUUGACACAAUCCCAGUGGUGUUAGAGAUGUCCUUGCAUACCACCAGGCGCAUUGGGAAAAUAAACGGUUGCAAAAAUAUCUAAGUCCACACCUUUAGGGUGGAGUAAGGCAUAUUACUAGAAGUAAAAAGGCCUGGACAACACACGUCAAAGAGCUUUACCUCGGCCAUCAAGCUUCAUCUUAACCGUGUAGCUUGACCUUGGCCGUCGAGCUUGACCUUGGCUGCCCUUCCAUUCUCCAAUGGUCCUGUUAUGAAUCCUCAGUGGCCUACAUGCCUUAAACUUAUGCACAUGGCAAUAGGUAGCUUGCUAAGGUAUGUACAUAACCUAAUUAGACACAAAACUUUUUUUUUUUUUUUUACACUUCAACAGUAAGAUAAGUUCCUAUUGUUGAUUUUUUUUUGAAUGGUAAAGAUUGGCUUUGUCUUUUGAACAUUUAAGUAACUUAAUAAGCUCAAUACAACCUGUAGUCGCACAACUGUGUUGGUGGUUUGCUAACAAACGUGGUUAAAUACUGAUGAACUGUUGGUUUUAGGAAAAAGAUGGGGUUGGCUUUCAGUGUGCAUUUUUAUACAUUAUCUAACCAUGUUUAUUGGGUGAAAAACCCAAUGGAGUCAUACAAAGUGUUGUUUCGCAACCAACAGCAUAAGAUACAUAGGUAAUUCAGUACUUACUCAAACCCAAACCGCCAGCUCCUCCCUUAGACUAACCAAUCAGGUUCAGGCUAAAUAAAACCAAGUAGUUGUGGCGUAAACAUACAUUACACCUACAUUCAAAUACUGAUAUGUGAAUAGUUUGGGGGUCUAUGAACCUUUCUGAGGUUCCCUUGCUGACAUGGAAAGCCGACACUAAUGUUCCUUGUGUCUUUCAUUAACAGGAAAGCGCUUUGUUUUAGGUAAAAGUAGAUCUGACGACCGAGGGCUACCUAUGCAGUCACAUUUUGAAGCUACAGACCAAUCUGCUGCGUUUGGCAAAUUCAGAGUGAGAACACCUUAAAUGGCCGUCUGCUCGGCUCGACUUUUUUAACGUCCCAAAAAGUAUGUCGUAAAUUGCCAAAUCUCACCGGGUUGCACACAGCCUGACGUUGCACAGUCCGGUGCGAAACAUCUCUGUCUUUGUUUCAAUGUCGAAGCACAAAAGGGGUCGUAGAGACAGCGGUUGCGUCGACGCGGCUCACCUCAGGGGCUGUCAUGGUCGAUGCUUGUUGUAAUCUAUCUUGUCACUGUUCACUUCUCUGUUCUCCUUCUUUCUUAAUUAUCUUAAGUGCUAUUUAUCAAACAAUGAAAUCUGAAAGGACAAAAAAAAUGAACUUGUCGUUUCUUUGCAUUAUGGCUUAUGUCAAAGUUUUUGAGGAAAAAUGUUUUGUGUGUUCUCUUUCCGUGCCGUAAAAAAAGAGCUUGUUGUCUGUAGAAAUUAUUCAAUUUUUUCUUUUAUUGUUUUUUGGUUUCUUUUAACUUCUCAAAAAGGUUUUCAGUAGUUUAUUGUCUUGAGAGAAGCCAAAGUCAAUGCAUUUCAGUGGAUCCUGUAAGCGUGAUGUAUGUUUGUUUGACAACACUUCGAAAUCUGUCACUGGAUGGGAUUUAAAAGUACAAAAAAUGCAGGCUUUCCUAUUUCUACAACUGAUUGUACUUAUGCAUUUUGUACCAGUGGAAUUUUUUAUACUGGAGAUUAAAGGAUACAACAAAAAAAUCUUAGAAAAAAAGCUGUCUGGCCUGGUGGUGUGGCCUGACCAUGACUGGUCCCCGAGUAUGAUUUCUAGCUGGCAUCAAGAAAGUUGGCUUUUGAUAUCAGAUUUUCUAGAAGAUCUUUGGCUUUAUUUCUUUCACUUCUUUUUCCUCACUUGAGUGUUGUUCUUUCUUUCUACCUUUCUUUCGUUAUUUAUGUUUUUUGACGGUGCCGUCCCACUGAAUUCGUCCAGGAUGUGUAGAGACGUACUUUUCGGCUUCGCCCACCAACACUGCUCUCUAGCUUUAUCGAACUGAGGAGUCUUUUCAACAAAAAUGCACUCUGCAGUGAAUUUCCUGAACAAACAUUUUUGUUUCAUUGAUGAAUUUCUUAAAAGUGGCAUCAUCUUCUUCCAUUGAAAAGCACAGAAAAAUUCAGGUACUUGGUUUCGUAAGGUAGUCUUUAUACAUGGUUAUGUUUAAGAGUGAUGAUGCCUUUUCAAGUCACUUGCAAAUCGUUCUGUACAGUGGUGCAAAUUCCAAAAAAAUACAGGCAACUAGGCUUGUUUCUUUGGAAAGUUGCCCAAAUAUCAUCAGUUGCAGGCUCUAUUUUUGGGACUUCUUUGGGCUCUAAUUUACCAUUGCCACUUCCACCAUUUAGCUCCCUGUAUGUACACUCAAAGGUGAAGGUCAAAGUGGAAUUUAUGCAUUGUCUUUAGUCAAUAUUUGCUUGGUUGACAAUCCAAAAAACGAAACCCCACGACAAAGAAUAUGAGAAAGAGAGCAAGUUAAAAGAGUGUCUUCUAGCAGAAGCAAUGUGCAGAUUUAUUUAGUAUGAAAUUCUUGUACACAAUAUUGAUUGAUUUCCUCAAUUUGGCGAACAGACAUUGGAUUUACUGUCAAAACAAGCCAGAGUUACGUGUGUCAGACAUUCCCUAAUGUUGACUUUUCUUUGUUGGAAACUUCAGGGGAAGUUCUGGAACUGGCCAGUUCCACCCACUAUCCCAAAAGUUGCCAACUACUGCCUAUUGUUUGGCUCAAAUUGAAGGGAAAGCCCACAACAUCCCUGGCUUCACCAACAUUCUGUGGAUGAUGUCAUUCUUCAUGGUGACAUCAUCCAUCCAUUUUCCAUCCAUUUUCUAUACGGCUUAUUCCGUUACGGAUUGUGGGGGGGCUGGAGCCUAUCCCAGCUGUCAUCGGGCGAAAGGCGGGGUACACCCUGGAAACCCUGGACUGGUCGCCAAGCAAUCGCAGGGCUGACAUAUAGAAACAAACAACCAGGCAUGGGGU